GGCCAUCCCUGGUCAAAUCAUAUGUUACUGAACAUUUAACAGAAAACAUUAAAAAUGUCAAUAAUAUUAAAACGGAAUUUACGCUCGCCAUGGCUAUUAAAGCAAGUGGUCGCCUGUUACAGUUCAAAAUCCGGUGAUGCUCCUGCUGCUGCCGCAGUCAAAACAAUUCCCAAGAAUCUGCUCGAAGAUAAACAAACCGCCUACUUGCAAAAGGAGAAUGGAGUCAUUUUUGACAAGAAACCAUUCAAAAUCCAUCUAGACAAAGAUAAAACCUACAGCUGGUGCUUAUGCGGAAAGUCCAAAUCGCAGCCCCUUUGCGAUGGCAUGCAUAAGAAUGAGUUCCUGAAAAUCAAGGAGAGACCCAUACGUUUCAAAGUGGAGAAAUCUGGAGACUAUUGGCUAUGCAACUGCAAGCAGACCACUCAUAGACCCUUCUGCGAUGGCACCCACAAGCAACCGCAUAUCCAGGCAGCUGUUAAGUAAUUGCAUUUAUUUUUUUUAACGGAUCGUUCUCAAUUCCCCGAUUCGCAGUUACGGCUCUGUAUAGAGCAGUAGCUGGUAUUAAAUUUGUUAAAAUACAGAGACAUUAUUUUGAAUCAAGCAA
Molecule: messenger RNA, 604 nt
Organism: Drosophila willistoni
Lineage: Eukaryota; Metazoa; Arthropoda; Insecta; Diptera; Drosophilidae
Product: CDGSH iron-sulfur domain-containing protein 3, mitochondrial
Exons: 4
Coding region: 55-483 (142 amino acids)
Cellular component (GO): intracellular membrane-bounded organelle
Molecular function (GO): 2 iron, 2 sulfur cluster binding
Source: RefSeq, a predicted model, not a curated record